Molecule: messenger RNA, 1002 nt
Organism: Acanthocheilonema viteae
Lineage: Eukaryota; Metazoa; Nematoda; Chromadorea; Rhabditida; Onchocercidae
Source: the annotation of a GenBank genome assembly
AUGGAUGGUAAAAAUUUGAAAUGGAUAUCGUUGAUUGUAUUAAUCUUUCAAACGACAUUUCUUGUGCUAAUAUUACAUUAUUCACGUGUUCAGAAAAUCGAUGGACCAAGGUAUUUAUCAUCGACAGCAGUGGUCAUCGCGGAAAUAAUUAAGCUGCUUACAUGCAUCGUCUUCAUUGCAUAUCAGCACUCCUGGGAAUAUGUGGAAUUUAUGAAUGAACUUUACACAGAAUGCUAUAUCAAGUCAAAGGAUACCUUGAAAAUGGCUGUUCCAGCAUUUUUGUACGUCGUGCAAAACAAUCUUCUUUUUAUCGCUUUAUCGAAACUUGAUGCAGCUACUUAUCAGGUAACUUAUCAAUUUAAAAUCCUCACGACAGCAAUAUUUUCCGUAACAUUGUUAGGGAGGAAAUUGAACAGUCAAAAAUGGAUAUCACUAUUGUUGCUGACAGUUGGAGUCGCUCUAGUGCAAUUACCCACGGAUUUGAAUAAAGUGACAUCAUCAACAGCAAAAUCUUUUCUAUCAACAGAUGCGGAUAAGAUGGUCGGAUUGUUCACUGUCAUUGCGGCAUGUUUUUUGAGCGGUUUUGCAGGUGUCUAUUUAGAGAAAGUAUUGAAAAGUUCGACAUCACUUUGGAUGCGAAAUUUACAACUUGCAUUCUUCAGCAUUAUUGGUGGAUUUUUUAUGGUCUGGUUUUACGAUUCUGAGCAAGUAAAUGAAUAUGGUUUUUUCCAAGGAUAUAACAGCAUAAUUUGGAUUGUUGUUUUGCUCCAGGCUUACGGAGGGUUUAUUGUGGCUUUGGUAGUAAAAUAUGCUGAUAACAUACUGAAGGGUUUUGCUGCAUCGUUUUCAAUCAUACUAUCCAGCUUAAUGUCCUACUGGUUGCUGGAUGAUUUCCAACCAUCAUUGAUUUUUGCUUUUGGUGCAGCGGUUGUCAUUUUAGCGUCAUUUUUUUAUGGAUAUGAAUCAAAACAAAUACCCAAAUUAGUACAAUCAGAAAAUUGA